This is a messenger RNA of Thyridium curvatum, 2262 nucleotides long. RefSeq lists its product as uncharacterized. Gene Ontology annotation, biological process: DNA-templated transcription; positive regulation of transcription by RNA polymerase II. The transcript has 3 exons. Gene Ontology annotation, molecular function: zinc ion binding; DNA-binding transcription factor activity, RNA polymerase II-specific; sequence-specific DNA binding. NCBI's taxonomy places the organism in Eukaryota, Fungi, Ascomycota, Sordariomycetes, Thyridiales, Thyridiaceae. Bases 1 to 2262 code for a protein of 753 amino acids. The record is from RefSeq and is a predicted model, not a curated record.
AUGCCUACGCCGGUAGCAGCAGCAGCCUCAGACGCGCCCCAGGCGUGCGACCGCUGCCACCGCCGCAAGACGAGGUGCGACAAGGUGCACCCGGAAUGCGGCCCGUGUCGGCGGGCCCAGGCGAGCUGCGUGUACUCGGAGCGGGCGAAGCAGCCCGUCUAUCGCCGCCGGUUCGUGGAGAACCUCGAGCGCCGGAUUCACCAGCUCGAGGCAGCGAACCGGAGGCUUUCGGCAGCGGCUGCUGCUGCUUCCUCAGCGCCGCCGGCAGCGACGAGUCCGGACGUCGAUGAGACGAUAGUGUCGCAAGCAGGAGAGGAGAACGGAAGACCCAGGAGUCGGAACGACAGUGGCACGGAUGACAUUGCAAACGAAGUCUCCUAUCUCUCGACCAGUGCCGGGGGUGAUAGGCAAUUCCUCGGCUCGACGAGCGGUAUCUUGUUGGCAAGCCUGGUGAAUGCUGGUGUUCCGGUCAAUGCAGAACGGCUAGCGAAUCCUUCCAAUUCGACGCUCUCGCCAGGUACAAGCCCCGUCACUCGCGACUGGGGCGCAGAUGACAGGUCGCUACCACCAGAGCAGCUUGCUCGACAUCUGAUCGAGGCAUACCUAGCCCACGACCACCUCUCUUACCCGUUCCUGCACCCCCGGGCUGUUCGGGCCACUGUCGACUGCAUCUAUAGCGAUGCAUCCUUCUCCCGGACGCAUGCCUUUGAAGCAUUCAUGUUCAACAUGAUCUUAGCUAUCGCAACUUCACAGGUCUACAAAUUCAACUGGCAGGCACUGCCUGACGCAGAGACGCAUCACCAACGAGCGGCGAUCCAUCUCAAUCAAGUCCUCUCCGAGGGAGGAUUGCGAGCGUUACAAGCGAUGCUCCUUCUAUGCCAAUUUCGCCUCGGCAGCUCAACGACCGAUGCAUCUGGGAGCCUGUGGCACAUUGUUGGCAUCGCGGCCCGCAUGUGUUUCGAGCUGGGCUUGCAUCGAGAGACCAUGUAUCGACUGAACAAGCCCAAUGGCGCCCAGGGCGAUAUAUCACACCUCUCGCCGAAAUUUGAAGAGAAUGAAGUUCGUCGAAGGUGCUUUUGGAGCGCCUUUGUGUUCGACAGAAUGGUUUCUAUCACUCUCGGAAGACCUCUAGCAAUCUGUAUCGAGGAUAUUGAUGUUGAACUGCCGACAGAGGACUUAGAUGAAGUCUCGAGCCCAUCCGUGAUCGGCGCCGAUGAUCAGACACUCCCCCGCAUUGCUCCGAGCUACCGCACUCGCCUCUUCGUCCACCUCGUACGAUACCGUGACAUCUGCGGCCGUUGUUUAACGUCCUUGCACCGCGGGAGCAAAGCCGCAGCGCAGUCGGAAGAUGACCUGCACCGCAUACGCAGUGGUCUUGCGGCAGAGCUCGAUGCCUGGCGGGCGGACACCAACAAUCUGGAUCUGCCCGAACUGGACCUGAUGACACGACUGGCAGAAGCACGGUCAAGUUUCCAGUCCAAAGCGUGGUACGAGAUGCUGUACCACAACGGUGUGCUGCUGCUCUACCGCCCUUCCGUGACGACCGUUUCGGCGGCCAACGCCGAUAGCCAGAGCCUUCAGCACAUCUUCUCGGCCGCGCAUCAGUCCAUCACCCUCUACGCGUAUCUCCUCCGCUCGCGCAAGAUCAACUUCUUGUGGAUCACGAUGCACUCGGUCUUCAUAGCCGGCCUAUCCUACGUGUACGCAUUGAGCCGCCACUUCCGGGAGAAGAGGCGGCGUGGGGAAGGUCCUCGCACGCAGCUGGCCGAGGAGCCCAGCAUCGUUGAUAUUGUAAAUUGCUGCAGGGCGUGUUCGAAUGUCCUCGUCGCAAUUUCUGAACGGUGCAACGCCCAGAAGAACUGUCACGAGGUGUUUGAUCGACUGAGUGAUGCGGUAUUGGCCGAUGCCGUGGCAGUACUCUCCGGAUUGUCGAGCUCGGGGCCUGUGGCCAGGUCCUCAGACUUGGGACAGCAAACUUCCGCAUCGUCAGUAGGAGAUGCUCGAGCACAGGGUCACAUGAUGGAUGGGCUAGACUGCAUUCAGGCCAGCUUCCCCGUUUCAGCUGAUGAUGAGUUUGCUGCUGGCGGUCUUCAGCCUUCCUUGGCGGUAGACAAUGCUCUGAGGGACUGUUUCCCGGAUCUACAGCGCAUGGGAGAUUCACAAUGGGGCGAUGAUGCUAUUCUACAACUCAGCACUGACUGGCUUGGCGAGAUCGACCAAGGAGGCGGACUGCUGGAAGACUGGAACUUGCAAAUUGGUUGA